GGAAGUCUAAUUUGGAGGCUGCUUCCCUAAUUAGCAUGUUUAUUACCCACUGGAUCUAUCCUGCAUGAAUGUGUCUAAUCUUCUGAAAAAGCUUCAGUUGUUGGUCUCCAUCUUGUUGCAGUGAGUUCCUCAAGUCUUUUGAAACAUGACCUCUAGGAAGAAAGUGUUACUGAAAGUCAUCAUCCUUGGAGACUCUGGGGUGGGGAAGACAUCACUUAUGAACCAGUAUGUGAACAAGAAAUUCAGUAACCAGUACAAAGCUACAAUAGGAGCAGACUUCCUGACAAAGGAGGUGAUGGUGGAUGACAGACUAGUGACAAUGCAGAUAUGGGAUACGGCAGGGCAAGAACGGUUUCAGUCUCUGGGUGUUGCCUUCUACAGAGGAGCAGACUGCUGUGUGCUGGUGUUUGAUGUGACGGCCCCCAAUACAUUUAAAACUCUAGAUAGCUGGAGGGAUGAGUUUCUCAUUCAGGCCAGUCCAAGAGACCCUGAGAACUUUCCAUUUGUUGUGCUGGGAAACAAGAUUGACCUAGAAAACAGACAAGUUACCACAAAACGAGCACAAGCCUGGUGCUACAGUAAAAACAACAUCCCAUAUUUUGAAACCAGUGCCAAGGAGGCCAUUAAUGUGGAACAAGCUUUCCAGACUAUUGCACGAAAUGCACUUAAACAGGAAACCGAGGUGGAGCUUUACAAUGAAUUCCCCGAACCCAUCAAACUAGACAAGAAUGACCGAGCAAAAGCCUCUGCAGAGAGCUGCAGCUGCUGAGGUGGAGCUGGAGGGGUUGAGCACAGUCCUUCACAAACGGAUAUCACACUUAGGCCUUCAAACACAAAGCCCCUCUUCUGUAUAAAAUAAAACAAAAUUAAAAAAAAUCCCACCUCCAGCUGCCAAAACCCACCCAUCUCCUGUGAGCAACUGUAAGCCCAGCCCUCCUACACAGAGCUCAUCUAUGUCCCUACACCCAUUCACAUUGCCCCACUCCUUGGUAGCAGACUUCUUUUUCUUGGUUUUGAAAUGAAAUUCUUAUGUCUGGAAUGGAAGCUAACCCUGGGUGUCCAAUGGAGAGAAACUGUUUACAGGUAAUCUGUGUAACAAUUUGCAUACAUUUUUAACUGUCUCGUGUUCCCCUGUGAAGGCUGCAACUGGGAAAGGCUGAUUACCCAUAGUUCAUUGCAAACUCAGCACUCAGUCUGACUAGGUUGAGUUUUGUAUGUAUCUCUGUUAAUGCUUGUUACUUUUAACUAAUCAGAUCUUUUUACAGUAUCCAUGUAUUAUGUAAUGCUUCUUUAGGAAAAAUCUUAUAGUACAUGUUAAUAUAUGCAACCAAUUAAAAAAAUGUAUAAAUUAGUGUAAAAUUCUUGAAUGUCAAAAGUACUGAAACACAGAUUGUCUAGAAAGUGAGGAGGACACUUGAAGUGUGGCGUGCUAGCAACAUGAAGUCCAGAUAGAGGCAGUAUUCUGUACAGUAGGAGUGAGAAUUAUGUAAAAGUUUUUACUGACUCUUGAGAGCCAAAAAGCUUCAUCUUUUGGGGGGGAAAAUCCAAAUCUGUCUGGCUUCCUUGUAUCUAAAUUCUCAAAGUUGAUUUGCAUAACAGUUGAUAUGCACACUGGAUUAUUGGAUUUAAAAUUAAAUAUGGCUGUGAAAUGAUCAUCUUGUUUGUUCACCUUCCCCCAUCCAUUUUUAACAUCUCGCAGGAAAUCCAAAAAAGUUUAAGGUGAGAUGUUCCAGUGACUUGCCUUUUGUAGAAGGAGCUCCUUCCCAUCUGGCUUGUGGCAGUCAUACCUUGGCAAAUGACUUGAACUAGGAACCUUUCUUCUCUUCUUACUGACCACUACUCUAGAAUUUUUUUGGUAUGGAGAAACUCAGCAGUUUAGCUCCUUCCCCUCCUCCUUUCUUCCUAGUAUUUGUUCUUGCAUUUUGUAGCUUGCUUAAAUAGAAGCCUUCUACCUGUUUUUUCCAGAAGUCUACAUUCUAGUACGUAGGCUGAGCUCUUCUGUAAAGAAACAAACACGAUGCCAAUAAACUUAACAAGAACAGAACUCAA
Alligator mississippiensis (American alligator) is the source of this 2049-nucleotide messenger RNA. RefSeq names its product RAB7A, member RAS oncogene family (gene RAB7A). Gene Ontology annotation, cellular component: phagocytic vesicle; lysosome; late endosome. Bases 146 to 769 code for a protein of 207 amino acids. The transcript is spliced from 6 exons. The record is from RefSeq and is a predicted model, not a curated record. Gene Ontology annotation, molecular function: GTP binding; GTPase activity. Lineage: Eukaryota; Metazoa; Chordata; Crocodylia; Alligatoridae. Gene Ontology annotation, biological process: endosome to lysosome transport; phagosome-lysosome fusion.